This is a messenger RNA of Anopheles coustani, 7405 nucleotides long. RefSeq lists its product as uncharacterized. The transcript is spliced from 6 exons. The record is from RefSeq and is a predicted model, not a curated record. Gene Ontology annotation, molecular function: NAD+ binding. Bases 153 to 6257 code for a protein of 2034 amino acids. Lineage: Eukaryota; Metazoa; Arthropoda; Insecta; Diptera; Culicidae.
GUGACGAAAGCUUCGUUUUUGACACUAUCGUGUAAACAAAUUUAAGGAUUUUCAGCGGAAUUCUUCGGCUUGGACCGAGUCAAUUUGAGGAAAAGCAAUUAGCUUCAAUUAUUGUGAUGCUCAAAUCGGAAUUAUAAAAUCCUGCCUGUAAAAUGCAUAUGAAAGGGCUAACGCUGUCCGCGAUACUAGAACAGGGCACAACUCGACGGCGUAAGUCCCCGCCGAAAGAAGAGUGUCCCAAAAAACAAAAACGUGAUUCCUGGCGAAAGAUUGCAGCAGUAUUGAACAAAUGUGAAACCAAACGGACAGCAGAGGAUUUACGUCUGUUGGAAAGCGAGCCAGAAGUGGUGAAACAAAUCCUAGAACGUCGUAAGCGCAAUGUCGAGUACAAAGAGCGGGUUUUGGAGACCGAAGAUGAACCGGAAGUAAUUGAACGAAAAGCGCUGAAGUUGGCGCAGGCCAUCGAAAAAGCCAACCAUUUGAUAGUCUAUACCGGUGCCGGUAUCAGCACUUCCGCCAAAAUACCCGAUUAUCGUGGAAGCAAGGGAAUAUGGACGUUGCUCGAGCAGGGAAAGGACAUCGGAGAAUAUGACCUUUCCCUCGCCGAUCCAACCUUUACACACAUGGCUCUUUUUGAGCUGCAUCAGAGAGGAAUUCUGAAGCAUGUACUUUCACAGAACUGCGAUGGGUUGCAUCUUCGCUCGGGGCUUCCACGAUUGUCCCUCUCCGAAGUACACGGUAAUAUGUACGUGGAGGUAUGCAAGCAGUGUAAACCGAACGUAGAAUACUGGCGUCUGUUCGAUACAACACAAUUUACCGCUCGACACUACCACAAGACAAACCGCCGAUGCAGGCGAUGCGGUGGACCCCUGAUCGACACAAUAGUGCAUUUUGGCGAGCGUGGCCAGCUCAAGUGGCCACUGAACUGGGCUGGCGUAACGCCACACACCGAGAAGACUGAUUUGAUUCUUUGCAUUGGAUCGAGCCUGAAAGUACUGCGUAAGUACACGUGGCUGUGGGCCACCGAUCGGCCAAUCAAAAAACGGCCCAAGAUUUUCAUCAUCAACCUUCAGUGGACACCGAAAGAUAAGGUUUCGACGCUUAAAAUAAACGGCCGCUGCGACGAGGUGAUGCAAUUGGUCAUGAAGCAUCUCAACAUCGAGGUCCCGGUUUACGAUCGCUUCAAGGAUCCUAUUUUCGCCCAUGCCACCCUGUUGCAUCCCGACGAGCAACAUACAGCAUCGCAACCUAUGCUCAAAAAGGCAGCUGCCACCAAAGAGGAAACUACAACGGAAAAUGUAAUCAAAAAAGAGCCUCCUGCAGAAAGCGCGUCUGAAAUUAAGAUAAAACCCCCCGAUUUCGUCGGUGCAAGUGCUCAACAGAUGUAUUUGAACAAUCUGAUUCAUGCACAUCAACAACAACAAAUGACCAACAAUUAUAAUAUGCUGCUUAAUUCAGUCGCACGAGGACCAACUGUGCUCCCACCCCUAGUUCCUUGCUCAAAUUCGCCUGCAAUUGUCAAUGAGCAGAUAAAAGUUGAAUGCAAUGAGCCGACUGGUGCGGCUAAACCAAGGUCUGUUGCACCGCUAAACAUAAUUAAGCUAGACACGGCCUCGAAUCUGUUUGGGAAUCUUAGACAUGUGCUUAACUCGAUCAAUCUGUCCUCACUUGGCGGCGGCUGUGCAUCCAGUGGUAGAGGCAAUAGUAAUCACCAAACUUCCAGCAAAGAAAAAACUACCUUCCCUAGUGGAGCACCGGAAACCAUACUGCAAGUUCCUAUGCCUCUACUGUUACAGCCCGGUGUAACGAUUGUCCAAAAACCUUUCCUAACUGGGAAUGCUUCUGAGCAGGGCGCUGUGAAAGUGGAGACCGAAAACAAACUGCCGCAAUGUAACAAGAUACAACUCAUCGUCAAACCGGUGAUCGUUAGUAAUCCGCCAUGUUUAGUACCGAUACAACAACACCGUAAGCAAACGGAAUCCGACCCGUUAAAGUCAAUCAGUAAGAAAGAUCUCGCUCCGGCAGCUUCAUCAUCAGUAACAACAGCAAGUCCUUUGGACACCUCCCGAGACAUGAAACUGGAACAAGACGAUCCGAUUAAGGUAUGCCCCAGCCUGCCAGCAAAACUGUUGCAAAAUAUGAAUGAAAGUGUAUGUAAAACAAAUGACGAGACCACAAUUAAUAUAACAUCAACAAGCACACAACAAGGCUUGGUUAACAUGGAUGCAAACAAUGGUGGUCUCUUGGAAAAUAACGGAAGCAAUGAAAAAGAGUGCACAGACGUAUCGCAAUGCAGUUCAUGGACUACUGUGCUUCAUGAAAAUAACAUUCAAAAUGAAGUCGACUGUGAGAUGAAGCACUCACUAAAGCAAGAAAGUGAUUCUGUAAUAAGUCAUCCUGAAUCAGGUGAAAAGGAGCUAGAGCCGGAAGAAAUUCUGGAACCAACGAACAUUUCACUAUUGGAAGACUCUUCAUGUAAAAGUCUAGAUAAAAAUGAAGAGGCAACAAAUGUGUCAACAAUUACAAUGAAUGAAAAGAUGAAUCCCGCAGAAGCAAGCAAAUUAGAAGGUCGGAUUAUUGAAACAAGCAAGUUACAUGUGGAACAAACUUGUACAGUACAGACAAAUACUAAUCCGGACACGGAAAACACUGAUUUGAAUAUGCCUACUGGUUACGGUAAUGAGUUUUGUCGUGUAGAUGAAUCCGUUUCUCUCGCAGAUAUCGAAACAAGUAUUACAACGACCGAUGCUCAAUAUCCCUCAAACGAUCCGAUAGGCUCAGAUCCAGCGGUACAAAAUGGCAUACUCAUUUCUGCAAACUUGGAUGAGGCGCAAACAGAUCAAAUCCUUGUUCGAGAUAGGAUUGUUCAAAACACCGACCAGACGAAGUUAUGUUUGGUAGAAAGACGUACCGAUCAAAAUAACGGUGAUGAUGAUAGGAUGAAAAUCAUAAAACCGGAUACACUCGAAUGCAAAACAGUUUGCAUCAAGGCAGCUAUCGACAAAACGGUUAACGAGUCGAAAGAAGCUACUUUAACCGAUGCACAGCCAGCUACACCAACUGACAUGCGUAAUAAUGAGUCAAAUGAGAAACUAAUUCAAGCUGAUCUGUUUAAACAGGACAGUAUAGAACCCAAUCAUCAGUAUAUCAACGACAUAAAGGACCAGCCAAAAGCCAGUGAUAUAUCCUGCACGAACUCGACUAACAAUAUCAAUAAUAUUCACGCCCAGGAUUGUGAUAGGCCCGAAGAAUCGAUAAACGGUUCCGAACAUAUAACACAACAAUCAGUUACCGGUGACGAACGAAAUGUGAACGAGUGUGUGCCAUUGAAAACUUUUGAUGAAAGCCUGCAAAGUACAGUUGCUAAAGAAUCAUCCAACGACACGAAAAGACUCGACUCGAUGAGCAACUCGAUCACGUCAGCAACAGUAACUGAUCAAUUGCAUGAUGAGAAAGGGCAUCUGCAGUCUAUUAGUUUAGAAACAAGUUGGGAAAUCGAUUUGGGUAGUGAAUACUCUUGGCGCAAAUAUGAAAUCCCUGAUGAAUUUUCGGAUGAUUCUGGAGGCAUAAAACAAUAUUCGGUUGCAAAGAAUGGUGAAAUGGAAUAUGAGCAAAAGGCUGAAACAGAAGACGAGAAAGCUGGGUCGAUUGUAGAUGUGGAAGCAGCAGGCAAAUUUGAAUCAUUAAAACUCUCAGAAGAUGUUCCCUAUCGUUUGCCUGGUGAUUCUGAACCAUGUAAAGUGGAAGUAAUUGGAGCUGAAAGCCGGCCGUUAAAAAGCUGCAAAAGCAAUUGUGAGGCAAAAUGUAAUCAUCCUAUUCAAGAAUAUUCUAACCGACAUUACGUAAACUGCGAGAAUCAACCGUCAUUGGAUGAACGACCAGAUCAAAAGCAGAUAGAGCAGGAACUAAAGUCGAAUCACAUUGAAGCAAAAUUGGAAGCAGAUAUUUUACCCUUGUUUGAUGGCGAUGCAGAAAUUCUGGGUACUGAAAACAAUGAAAAUGAUAACCUCCUAUCACAAGAACGACGUGAAUGCUCUGUCGUGGAUACUGAUGCCUCCAUUGAGAUCUCUCACGAAAAAUCCUCCCCGACGAAGGAUGCAGAAGCCGGCUCUGACAAGAAAUCACAGAGUAUGGAUUGUGAAACUAAUAUUGAGUUUGCAAGUGAAUGUGAUGCACCAAUAAAAGAAGAUAUGAACUACAACAGCCAAGAUGAGUCGACGCAAGGCAAAACGGAUGUAGAGUUGAUGGAAACUGACAACCAGUCCCUUAUUAGUGAGGGAAAAAGUUCACCAUGUCAUUUGCAAGACAAACCCCAAGGAAUGGAAGCGUUUACUGACGAACAAACAAAAAGUGACCAGUCUGCAGAAUCUUGCUCACACCGGGAAAGUCAAAAAAUGGUAAAAGUUGUGCUGAGCAACAGUUCUCUUUUGGAGCUGUACGAAGCUGCGCCAAAAUUCGCCGACGGAUAUCCACCCGCUUUGAAAUUGAUAUCGCAUCUCAAAUACCAUGUUUCGGGUCAAAUAGCGACCAAAAUGGCGACACCUCUCAACCAACAAACUCCGACGUCUAGCGCCGUCGCUCCAACGACUGCUGCAACGGCAACUAGGAUGGUGGAUGUUGGCCCGCAAUGUACUACGAACUCGACACUAGCGGUUGAAAGUCCCACUGAAAACCAGAAAGCCUAUCAACCCAUCAUACAGAUAGCAUCUUCGGGUAAUGCCUACGCUAAUGGCUUGAUGAGUCCCACGGCGAACGGGAUCGGGGGGGUCGCCAAUAUGGGUUUAGCACAUGCUCUUCAACCUAACCAAAGGCCGGCUCCACCGUUUGCACCGCUCCAGGGUGGACUAGCUUCUGGCGGUGCGUUGGCAGCUUAUUUUAUGAAAAAUCAUCCUUUUCCCAACCUGUUUGGAAUGGCCGCCAAUCUGGUCCUUCUCACUAGCCCCCUCAAGGGACAACCAGUAAACACCGGUGCACCAUUGCUGACGCCAAAAGAUGUUGUAACCACGUCCACCACAAGUGUUGCGACGAAUCCCGAUACACCAGAAAACCUACGGCUCGAAUCUGACGACCAGACAGACGAAGACGAGGAGGGUCGAUCAAAAAAACGACGUUCGAAGCGCCUUGAAUCGGCACGCAUCAAUAAGCAGCUUACGACGCCGGAAAAGACCGAUUCCGACACGGAUACCACCGUGGAUCACACCAUCUCGAAACGACUGCGCCGACGGGUCAAUAAUCCAUCGCAGGAUGAAAGCGACGAAACGACGGGGGAAGUGGGAGGGAACCGCUCGCGGAGCUUCCGUAUUCGCCGCAAACCCGAAUUUCUGAACAUUAAACAUCCGGAAAAGAAAAAGAAGCGAGCCACCGAGGAAACAACAUCCCUGCAGGCAUCUACCAGUUCCUUCCAACCUCAGACAGCACGUACUUUGGGCUCCGAGGCGAUCGUGUCUUCAGCAUGUGUGACAACAACAACGGCCCCGAGUCGAAUAGUGACGAUUUCGACUCCCAUCAACUAUUUGCCAGUGUCAUUUGCUUCGACCAUCGGAAACAGUACGAUGUCAACCAUUUCACCGCAGGAUAAGUACAAGCGCAUCCUAAACUACUGCAAGGCCGCGAUGCAACAGCAAACGAGCACCGUAAACAGUGGUCAUAAUCUCCCUCAAUGGUAUGACGUCAACUACGCCUACUCUGGCCUUCACAGCAUAAUCCAUCCGCCUCCGCCGGACGUGAACCUUUGGGGUGGAAGUUCCAUCAAACUCGAACCCCCGCAACCGCUGGUGGUCGAGUGUAAGUUUUGCUUCGAAAACUACUCCAAAUAUAGCUGCCAAUUCUACCCACCGCAGCCGGCCGAGUUUGCUGUAAAGUCAGUUCACCGCACGAAGGUGGUCAUAUGCGAGUGUUGCGAUUUUUCCGAUGGAGAGUGCGAAAAACCAAAUACCGAACCGCCGAAUGGUGCAGACACCAAUGCACCAAUUCCACCUGCUUCGACAUCGAAAGACCCCGCGAUCUCGAUGAUGGAGGAACAUAAACGGAAAACGCCGGAGAGUACGGAUGGGUCGAAUGAUUCGGAGAGUAUCUCACGGGUCACGAAGCGAACGAAAAGCGAAAGCGUACCCCCUAUCGAUGGGGACCCCCCGGGUACACCGAUCAAUACUACUAAUGUUCUAAGUACGGCACAUAAACCGAAGGUUAAACCAGGCUGGUAUGGUAAGGGUUAUCGAAAGCACUUACGGCGCAAGAAACGUACGAGUCAAGGUUAAAGUUAAAAAAAAAAAACAGAGACGAGCUAACGAAGUUGACAAUUUUACAUGAGGAGGUGCCUUGAGUUUGCGUGAUUUGGAGCAAUUUCAACCUUCAACCAAAUGUCCCGUUUGAUUCAUUCAUGCUGGUGUGACUGGUUCGACCAACUCGGAUUUUCCUAUUUUCAAAGUGUACAGUCAAGACACACUACAAAUGUCUGUAAUUUUAUUUAUGAACAUCUGUUUUAAUAAUCAAGUUACUUUGGAAGUGUUGAUCAGUUUUUACCGAUUUUUCCAAUUUUUCUACCACCUCUAUUAUUUCUUUUCUCUCGAUAAUUUUUUUCGAUACUAUUAUGAACAUUUGCCUGCAAAAUAUUUGCAAAGCAUAAAAAAGGAUACAAUAAAUCCUUGUAUGUCGAGCACUGUUCGAAGGUGAACUCGGUAACUUCGUACGUGCCGUCUUUAAACGUCGAUAAGUAUUGAUUAAACGAAGCGGAUUCGAACAAAUAAAAAACUAUCGCCAACGUGAGGUUGCGUUGUACAAAGUAGUUUUUAAGAAAGCCGAUACUCAAUGCUCUGUAUCCUGGUAAGGAGUUUACUGAGAAGGGAAACACGAUACUAACGCUAUCGCUUAAAACGAGUCCCAGAGUGCGUGUAGUGUUAGAAAUUAUCAAAUUUGGAUUAGAAUUAUAAAAGAUUUAUUUUUUUGACACCGGGAAAAAUGAAAUGAAACGGCCCUUUUAAUCAGCGCUUGUGUUUGCCCUUCUUUUUACCUCAACGUGUUAAUUAAGAUCUCUGAGAGUUAAGGUUUCCUCUGUAAAAAAAUGUUUGACUUUCUCGAUAAACAGCAGUUUAUUUUACACCGCUGUAGAGUAGAUUAGAGUUCAUAUGAUAGGUGUGUGUUGGGAUAAUUUUUGAUAAAAAUCGACAGAAUUGUGUUACGAUCGAAAUGUGGCACUGAAAGCACAGUCACCGGUUUUGUGCUGGAAAAAUUAGGACGAACUAACAUAACUUCAGUUGGUUAACUAAAGUUAAAGUUGUGACGGUGCGAUUUUUUGCAUUUACUUUUGGUGAAGUUUCAUAAUAACAACGUACGUCGGUAUUUAGUUUUAUGCUAUCAGAAAGGGUCUUAAAUAUAAGACUUAAAAUACUUACACUAUAACCACGUG